This is a messenger RNA of Osmia lignaria (orchard mason bee), 2441 nucleotides long. RefSeq names its product mitochondrial ribonuclease P catalytic subunit (gene mldr). Gene Ontology annotation, biological process: mitochondrial tRNA 5'-end processing; tRNA 5'-leader removal. The record is from RefSeq and is a predicted model, not a curated record. Gene Ontology annotation, molecular function: protein binding; ribonuclease P activity. Lineage: Eukaryota; Metazoa; Arthropoda; Insecta; Hymenoptera; Megachilidae. Gene Ontology annotation, cellular component: mitochondrial ribonuclease P complex.
UAGAUGUUAUUACACUUUUCCUUGAUCGUUACAAAACGUUUCCCCCCUUUUUAUUCUUUGAAAAAUCGUUCAGAAUUUCGCGGUACACUCGUUCACUGAUCACGAGAAAACUGGGGCGCACGAUCAGCUCGAAAUGAUGCAUGGACGAGCGCGAGAUCGGAGACUGAACUACAUCUUCUGCUAUCAGUUCCCUUUAUAAGUUGCUUCAGAAACACUUGUCAUCGCGAACGAAAUCACACAGUGCUGUUAUAAUAAAGCGAGAGACGCCGUUGCAGAAAAUUUGGAUUAUUAGUCGGGAGAAUAAUAUUUAUAUUGUAUGGAGUAUUCGGAAACUCAACCUAACCUGAAUUUACUGAAGCAACUUUCUAUACCGCAGUUCACCAGAGUCCAUAACUGCGAAAAGACCAGUUUUCGUUCUUCGCGCUUCUCCAGUGCGCAUCUUCGCCCUGAUUGGCGAUACUUCCAAACGAAGUGGAAAGCGAUUAGCAGAGAGCUCGCUGCGUUCCCCCACCAUUUUCCAACCUGCGCGUCGCAGUUAUGGACUCUGGUGAACUGCGGUAUAUAUAUAUUUUGUGUGGACGGGUAACUUCGUGUUUGCCUAUAAAAAAAAAGUAUUAUGAUAGAACGAACAGCAAUACUUAAGAACGAUUGUCUUAAACAUAUGUGAAUAAAUAUAUUUCCGAUGAAUGAGGAUUAGUUUUUGCUCUUUAAUUCAACUAAGGGUUGUAGAUUGAAAUUUGAGGGUUAUAUGUAUACCAGAAUGAUCACUUGUGCUUUCUAACCUAUAUUAUACUGAUACAGUGAAUGGUGAAAUUUCGCGUUUUUAAUGUUUUUAAUGUUUUUAAUUACCUUGAGAUUUAUUUAAAUGGCGAUUUUCAACAAGGUCUUAUGUUUACGUCAAUUACAAUAUUUAUACAUAAAUGUUAGAAGGUUGUCUAACUACGACAAACGACGUGAUUUUCAAUUUUGUGAUGAUUUGAAAGACAAAUUUUUAGAUAUACUAAUAAAACCCAAUAGUAUAUCAAAUGAAACCUGGGAAAGUAUAAGAAAAUAUGGAGUGGAAUUAACUAGUCGUAAUGCAGAGGUUGUUGAUUCUAUGAUUUUCGAAAUAUUGAGAAAAGAAAACUGUCUAGACGCAGGAUUGAAUUAUUAUAAAUUUCUAAAAACCAAUAAUUAUAAUUGUUCUAUUAUUGCUGCAAAACAUUAUUUGUUAUUAUCUCAAUUAAAGGAAACACUUACAGAUGCAGAGAAAACAGAUAUUUUAAAUCUUUGCAAGGAAGUUAAAGAGCAGCAUAAAUUUCUACCUUCAUUUAUAGCUCAAGUUAUUAUUCGAAGCUUAUGUCGACUAGACAAAUGGGAGGAAGCCAUUGAUACUAUAGAACAAUUUGAGAAACAUGAUUCAACAUUAAUGACACAUGCGUAUCAUACAGUGAUUGAAUAUUUAUUUAAAAAUAAUAAACCAAAGCUAGGAUCCAAAUAUAUGUUUAUUUAUAUACAAAAAGGCGUGCGCAUUGAUGAUAAUCUAUACAGUCUUUAUUUAAAAUAUUGUUUACAAGAAAAAGAUACAUUUAAUAACAGAAUUGAGAAAUUAUUUUCAUACUGGAGGAAAUAUGGUGCUAUACCAACUAAAGAAACUACAGAUGAAUGCAUAAAAGCUUGUAAUGAAGCUGGUUGGUCAGCACAAAUAGUAACUGUAUCAAACUUACAAUGUAGUGCAUGUCAUGAGAUGCUAGAGGAAACACAGUUGUCUGAAAAUGAGAUCAAACGUUUGUUUGAAGCAGUAAAAAGUAAUGUAAUUACUGAUAAUGCAUAUAAGGUAUCUGACCCACAAGAAUUGAAAAAGUUUGAACAAUUUAUGAUGCAUAACAAACCAUAUGACUUUGUUAUUGAUGGAUUAAAUUCUAUAAAAUAUGUAAAUAGUAUGAACACUUUAGAGAGAAUGAUUAGAAAGUUAAAACAUGAGGGCAACAGAAUUCUUGUCAUUGGAAGACAUCAUCUAAAGAAAUCACAAAAAAUAGGAAAUAUGAAAAAUUAUGCAGAUUUUUUCUUUGUGAAUAACAUGUCAAAGGAUGAUGCAUUUAUAUUAUAUGCAGCAUUGUUAAGUGGAAAAACUAAUGUUAUCUCUAAGGAUUUGAUGCAUCAACAUAAAUUUACCUUUCAUAACAUUGAAUUAACCAUUCUGUUUAGAAGGUGGCAAUUGAGACAUCAGUACUUUUUUGAUACAAAAUCAAAAAAUUUAACGCAACUAAGAUUAAUACAUCCUAUGAGCGAAUUUGCUCUAAAGAUAAACAAUUGUUGGCAUAUUCCAUAUAAUAAUUUUUCACCUCAUUAUUUAACCAAACAUUACACAGUUGAUUGGGCUUGUUUUAAAAUGCCCACUUAGUACGAGUUUGUAUUUUUAUAAUUCUUAUAAAUAAAUAUAUAAACAAAUUUAUUAUUAA